AUGCCACUCCAGCAAAUAGUUCUUCAUCCAACCGUUAAUAAUUCUAUAAAGUAUGCCUCCACGACGGUUGGUCGUGAUAAAGUUUAUAAGGCCGUCCAAUUCUUUUCACGCUUUUUGGUUUGGUAUUUUAAACGUCAGGGUUAUGAUAAAACGACAAUUCAACGGUACAACAAUUUGAAAAGCACAUUAGGAAUUUCACGAAAACUUAUGAGGUUUGGGAAGCCAGUUGAACAUUUACAGCAUGCCACAAAAGCACUUAAUGAAGUUGACGAAAUCACGAAGUUUACUACUAUAGCACAACAGCUUGGUUAUGCUACAUAUCUAUUUUGGGAUACCUUUGUCUGGGCUCAUAACGCUGGCGUAUACAAGUUUCAACAAAUUAAAAGAAUAAAUGAAAACGCUCAUAGAUUUUGGUUUAUUGGACUUGUAUUCUCAAUUAUUCACGGCUUAUAUAAAUUAUAUCUAAAUGGUUAUCAACAUAAUUUUAUGAGGCAAGUAAGUAAAGCCAGAUUUGCUGAAUCUAGCGAAAAGUCAAACGUCAGAUCGGAAGCUGAAUCACUUAUGAAGGAACGCAAAGCUGUUAUCAUACAACUCGUUCAAGAUGUACUCGAUAUAACUAUCCCAGCUACAGCGCUUGGAUAUUUACAUCUUGAAGAUGGGUUGGUUGGUCUUGCUGGGUUCAUUAGUUCUAUUAUGGGUAUUCAAUCACAAUGGAAAAAAGUCAAUAGUACAAAAUAA
This is a messenger RNA of Funneliformis geosporum, 738 nucleotides long. The record is from the annotation of a GenBank genome assembly. NCBI's taxonomy places the organism in Eukaryota, Fungi, Glomeromycota, Glomeromycetes, Glomerales, Glomeraceae.